AUGGCGAUGGCGGCGAUUGCGGGUUGGCCUCGGGCCGCGCAUCCCAAAUGGGAGGUGUUGGCGCGGCCUGGAAGACCUCAGAGGUCUCCGUCUCUUUUGACCUCGCAGGCACAGCUGGUGACUUCCACGGCAGCUGCAGGCUUCGUGAGAUGGCGCUGUGCACGGAUCAGGACGAAGUUGCAGGGACCUCCAACACCGUCACUGUCCGGAUCGACCGACAAGGCUGAGGAAACCAAGUACUUCCAGCCUCUUGUGGAAGGCGAUGUGCUCACCGCAUCCUUCCCCCAGCGGUGUAUAGUUGCAACAAUGUUGGCGCUCUUGCUGUUGGGCUUUGUGAAGGUGGCCUGGAUGCUGCCGGCCAGUGGCAGCUCCUUGCAGGUGCUGGCUUGGUCGUGCUUGGCCGUUCUCCUCGGAGUCGAGUUUGCGGACUUCGGCACCGGUAUUUAUCACUUCUCGGUUGACAACUACGGCAGCGCUAAUACCCCCAUUGUGGGCUCACAGAUAGAAGCCUUCCAAGGCCAUCACGAAGAGCCCUGGACCAUUACAUACAGAGACUUUUGCAACAAUUGUUUUCCUACGUGCUUGGCAACUAUGCCGUUCCUCGUAGCCUUUGAAGUCUUUUGCGACCUGCCAUACGUGUUAUUGUGGGCAGUGGUGGCCUGUGGUGGGAUUGCGUUUUGCCAAGAGUUCCACAAGUGGAGCCACACUCUCCGCUCUCAGUGCCACCCGGUGGUGAACUGGCUGCAAGACAGAGGCCUCCUGGUGCAUCGGAAAGUGCACCUGCGGCACCACAAGCCGCCCUUCGAGACGAACUACUGCAUCGUCACGGGGCACAUGAAUCCCAUCCUGGACAGGAGCGGCUUCUUCACGAAGCUGGCAGUCGGGAGCCUUCAUUACUCGCUGGAGUGGAGCCAGAUGCUCGGCAGGCAGGAAAAUGUCUUGCCAAGGGCCGGGGGCAUCGGCAGCACCCAGCUCCAAUUGUUGGGCGGAACCGUGAGCACCGUGAUCGGUUGGUUGUGGCUCGAACAGGACUUGCCUGAUGUGUGGGCGCUCUCAGGGCCUCUGAGCUUCCAAGUCGUGCUGAAUGAACGUGGUCGACCACAGGCCCGAGAGGUGCGAGCUGAGGAGAAUGCGCCAGAGGACAACAGCGAAGAUGAACCAGCCCCGCUCCAGAAGGCACACUCGGCACCACUGCCCUCCGUUGCCAAAUCACCAUCUGUCUCAUCGCCGACGCCAUCAGUACCUCGUUCGCUGGAGCUGAAGCCUUUGUCAACACCGACAGCGCCCUGGGCUGAUAUUGUGGAUGAUGACGACAUUGACUUCGAGAUGUUGGAGGUAAGCAUGCACCCUGAGGCCGAGGACAAGAAGGAGGACGACAGCGACGACAGUCUGGGCGACUGGGGCAGGCGUCGACGGACCAUGUCGCUAGACAAACCUUCGUUCGGCGUAGGCUCCAGUCCCAAGGUCUGCGCGCAGGAGUCGGGGGAGGAGUCUGGGAGAUCCUCUGGAGAGCCACGAGGGGAGACUCCCUCGGCACCUGAAGAGACGUCAGGAGAGGAAAACGGAUUGCUGAAGCGCUUGCUGGCAUCCGAGCAGGUGGAGCAGGAUGAGAAGACCACCCAAGUCCGUACACCUGCAGUGGGACUGCCUCUGGGAGCCCCACCGUCGGCCGCUGGCAAAGCACAAAGGUGGGGCGGUGGGAGCAGUGGAGAUGAGAGCGAGGCUUUGCUUCAGGACACCGCAGACAUGGGAGCGCUGUCACCAGGCUCCGACGCGAUUUGGCGCUCUCACCCGGAUCCGUUUUUCCAGAUGGAGGCACCGAUCAUUCAGCCGGCCCAGCCGGCCCAGCCGGCGACGGCCAUGCAAGCGAUGUGCGAGCCCGUGAACGAGAACUGGCCGUGGCAGAACUGGAACUCCUGGACGCCGUGCCAGCAGGGCCAACCCGAGCCCGGCUCGCAGUGGCAGUACAACGGGUGGCCGGGACAGGAGGUGUGGCCACAAGGCGAGACGCAAUGGCCGGUGCCGGUGGAGACCUGGCAACGGGAACCUGGGCAAGAGAUCCUGAAACAGCUGGGAGUCAGUCCAGCAAAUGUGGCACAAGAAACUGCGGAAGGUGAGGGAUAUUUCCUGCCAGAGGCACUCUGGAACCGCACUGAUGUGGUACGUGCACUGUGCUUCAAAAGGUCUCGCCGCUUUUUGCUGGGAGCCGAAUCAGACCUGAUGAGGCUGCUGAAGGCCCCGGAAGGGGCGCUUCUCAGGAUUCCCCGCCUUGCACCAUGCUACCAGCGCCUGCUGCGCGAGCUUUGCAAGCGCUUCCGCACCAGAGAGGAGAGUACCCCGAACGGCGAGUUCGUCGUUCGAACCACCAAUACAAGCUACGCGCCGCUCCUGCCGUUGGCUGCGUUCGUCCCUCGCACGUGGGGUGGCAGCAACCCGAAUGACUGGGAAGACAGGCGACGAGAUCCAUCAUCGCUGCGCGGGAAGCACAACAUGACUCCAUGUCCAGGGCUUUUGGUUCCAAAGGGCGGCGCCUACGACGAAUUUGGGCCUGGAGCUCCCAGCGAUGACCUGGGCAACCUGGGUGGAUUCGGAGCGCAUCGCUGGGACAUGCGCGAGCAGGAGGAGGAACAGAUGAGAAUGACCCUGGUGCCCAAGCAAUGGCUCCUCAUGGAGCCACCCAUGGUUGUGCAGGACGACGGCAGUAUCGUUGUCACAGCCUCUCUGGACGUCGCUCACUGCGGAGAGGGAUUCAGCCUCGCUUUGUGCGAGGGGGCGUCCUGCCAGGAGUCGCUCAACAGGUUGCUCCAAGGGCUUCACGACGAGCCCCGCCAGAUGCAAAGGGCUGCGAGGUCGGCCAAUUUCCACGUGCUGCUCGUUCAGCCAUCACCGCACGGACCAUCACCCACAGGCGAGCCUCGCUGGUGCCUGAAGCUGGGACUUGGAGAGCAGGCAGUUCAAGGCGAACACACGGACUGCCGCACUGUGGCAUGGCAAGAUGAGGAGGUCACGACAGCCUCGUCUGGCACGCGCUCUGCUACCUUCUGGCUUGCAACCUACGCUGGGGCCAGCAUGGGAGCCUUCCAAGGCUUGGAUGACGGCGGGAUGUUUGUGGAGGCAGGCAUCGGCCGCUUUCCAUGGGGCAGGAUCUUCAGGCAACGAGUUCAGCGCAGCGGCGUCCUUCGAAAGGUUGCCGUGGGCGCGUUGGGUCGCAGCCUGCCUACAGAGUUGUCGGCCCUGAGCCUGGAGUCGGGCGUUUGCCCCGACCUGGCCUCGCGUGAACACGUCGUGAAGCUGUUCCGCAAGGGGAAGAAAGGAGGUGAGCGCCCUCCAUGGUGGCUCCAGACGGGCAAGCAUGGCUUGGUCGCCUUGUUCGACGGCCUGGCCAUCUGUGAAAGUGCCGAAGCUGCUCUUCGCCUGCAGCGGACUGCCGAGCAAUGCUCCGAUGGUGCAUGGCAGGCCACAACUCUGGCGCAAGCACCCAUCGAGGAGGCUGCCGGAGGCACAACGGGCCUGCAGAGGGGGCCUCGUGCAAGGGCCCUGCUGUUCCUGGGCCGGCAAUCCGCUAUUGAUCUUGCCCUAGAUGAAUGGGCUGCCGUGGCAGAGGCUUCCAAGAAGGCCCUGCUGCCAGAGCCGCCGUUGAGCGCACCGCCGCCGCCACCAGUGCCACCACCGCCACCGGCAACGCAGCAGCCGCAUUGGCCACAGCAGACGCCGCCCCCGCCGCCACCAACAUUGAGUCGAUUGUCGGCAGAUGCACCAGUGUUUACACCAAGCUUCACCAGCUUCCAAUCGGAGACGAUCGCUGCUGAAAGCAAGGGUUCUUUGUCUUGCAACGCAUUGCCAUUUAUUCCGGGGGAAGCCGCAGCUGGCAUGUCUGCUGCUGCCAGCGAAUUUCUGCCGCAGGAUCCAGAAUAUACCCCAGAGUAUCAGGAAUUCCAGGAGUUUGCUGAGUAUCCUCCGGAAUGCGCAGAGGAGUAUCCCCAGGAGUACGCGCAGGAGUAUCCACAGGAGUAUCCCCAGGAAUAUGCAGAGAACUGGGAAGAAGAGACGUGGAAGGCUCCAGAAAACAAAUCCUGGAAUCGCAAGUGGAGCAUUGACUCAUACGAGGAGAGUGCUCCUCCACCCGGCUGGAAGGGCAAGGGAAAAGGCAAGAACCCGAAGUGGAGCGACUUGUGGGGCAAAGGUCAGGGUCGUCGUGAUUACGACCGGCGUGAGGACAUCAAGAGCUGGGACGUGCAAUGGGAGGAUAAGGGCGAAGGUUCCUGGUCGGAGGCUUGGCGAUCACAAUGGAGAGGCGCCGAGCCCAAGCGACCACAGAAGUGGACGCAGGAUCGCCCAUCCGCUCGACAGCCUCCACUUCGCAAAGCGCCAAGGCCGCCUGUGCGGCAGCGCAAGAUCUCUGACUCGGAUGAGGCAGACACGCAGCCGGAGGUUAUCUCCUCCGCUUCGUCGCACAAGGAGGAACCCAUCCGAAAAGGCCAAGGCCGCGGCAAAGGCAGCUCCGGGGCUCCCCGGGACAAGCUCCGACGCCUUUGUCAGCAGGAGCGCGAGGCGGAAAGGGCUGCUCGCAAGACACAGGAUGAGGCCUCGUCAAAGCCAUCCGUGGAUGUCGAUAAGUCUGCGCUCAUGCGUCACUUGCGAAUGGGCCGCCGAGGAUGA
This is a messenger RNA of Effrenium voratum, 4659 nucleotides long. NCBI's taxonomy places the organism in Eukaryota, Dinophyceae, Suessiales, Symbiodiniaceae. The record is from the annotation of a GenBank genome assembly.